Messenger RNA from Gigantopelta aegis, 1349 nucleotides. RefSeq names its product urease accessory protein D-like. Bases 84 to 983 code for a protein of 299 amino acids. The transcript is spliced from 9 exons. Gene Ontology annotation, molecular function: nickel cation binding. NCBI's taxonomy places the organism in Eukaryota, Metazoa, Mollusca, Gastropoda, Neomphalida, Peltospiridae. The record is from RefSeq and is a predicted model, not a curated record.
GGCGACUCGUGCAUUUUUCGUGUUAAAAAACCUAAAACCUGUGGCAGUAUUUGUGGUUGUUCGGUGUCAUGUGAUACGACAAUAUGCCUUGCAAUGGACCAGGAGUUGGGUGUGUCAUCCUGAAGUCUGCUCAUGCAGCAUGCGGGGAAUGUCCAGAACAGGCUCAUGGCUAUUGUCAAAGUGAUGCUGUGAAAGUGCAGCACGCUUACCCAUUGAAAAUUAUUAUUCCCCAGUAUGCCAAUCAAAGUAACUGUAAGUGGAUUUAUCCAGUCACAUUUGGAGGUGGAUUGGUGGGUGGUGACCACAUCAAUCUGGAUAUUAUGAUUGGCUGUCACUGUUGUGGACUGGUCACAAGUACAGAAUCACUCAAGAUAUACAAGUGUGAUGACAACACCGUGACGCGACAAACCGCGCGGUACACUGUGGAAGACCACAGCCUGCUCUGUGUGAUUGCUGACCCUGUCGUCUGCUUUAGGGAGUCCAAUUUUAUACAGGACCAGGUGAUACGUAUGACAUCUCAGAGUAACGUGGUGUUCUUGGAUUGGACUCUUGGCGGUCGGGUCUCUCUCGAUGAACUCUGGACAUUCCAAAGCUAUACAACGAAGCUAUCCAUCUAUGUUGAUGGCAGGCUUGUUCUGAAGGAGUCGAGUCAGCUUAAAGACACACCUUUCCAGAGUGUCGUUCAGUCGAUGGGCGUGUAUCAGGUGACCGGUUUCUGUGUGGUGCUAGGUACACAAGUAAAACACGUGACUCAACACCUUCACGAGCUCUAUGGAAAACCAUACAACAUUGGUGAUAAGAUGCACACGGACGUGAUCUGUACGAUUAGUCCCCUGUCUUACACUGUAAACAACACACAGAUAGCAGGCUGUUAUGUACGCUUUCUGGCAGCCUCAACCAACAAGGCUUAUAGCCUUGUGAGGCAGAUGAUUGAGCCUCUCACUGAAGUAUUGGGUGGCGAACCACUGAAUAGAACCGGCUAGCACAUUAACUGAAAAACAACUACUGCAUUCCAAACUAGACAGAACCGGCUAGCACAUUAACUGAGAAACAACUACUGCAUUCCAAACUAGACAGAACCGGCUAGCACAUUAACUGAGAAACAACUACUGCGUUCCAAACUAGACAGAACCGGCUAGCACAUGAACUGAGAAACAACUACUGCAUUCCAAACUAGACAGAACCGGCUAGCACAUUAACUGAGAAACAACUACUGCAUUCCAAACUAGACAGAACCGGCUAGCACAUUUACUGAGAAACAACUACUGCAUUCCAAACUAGACAGAACCGGCUAGCACAUUAACUGAGAAACAACUACUGCAUUCCAAACUAGACAGAACCGGCUAGCA